Messenger RNA from Nerophis lumbriciformis (worm pipefish), 3634 nucleotides. RefSeq names its product rapunzel (gene rpz). Lineage: Eukaryota; Metazoa; Chordata; Actinopteri; Syngnathiformes; Syngnathidae. The record is from RefSeq and is a predicted model, not a curated record.
GCUGGAGAGGCUGCGUUGGCAUCCUUUGCCUUGGCUCUUUUUUCUCGCUUGAAAUGUGAAUUUAAAUGUUCAAACUAACAGAAAAGACGUCUAUUUGGCUCAGAAAUGUCAUGAAUGGAGUGUUUGUCGCGUCUUAAAAGACGCUGCGGGGGUUUAGUGGCUGUUUAAAAGUCUUCUUGGAGCUCAGCUGACAAUAGAGUCUUGGUUCCAAGUGUUGGACUGCAGGAUGGAGCAGAAUAAAUUCAAACCAAAGGGGGAGAUUCGUGUAAAUGUGAGGAGAAAUGUGCUCAUAUUUAGGCCCAUAACCUAGUUUUUUGACAUGGCAUUUUGGACAUUGGCUCAAUUUAAAGGCAAAUAUUGAUUUGAAGGGUUUGUGGUGCAUCUGUGGGCCUUUAAAUAAUGCUUUAUUGUAAUAACGUCACCCCCACACGUUGAAGCAACAUGGACGUGUCCUCUGCAGGGCUUGCUGGGAAGAAGGAGGCCGUGAGACAGUCGAGGUUGGCCAUUUGGAGAGGAGACACUUCCUUGGGUUGGAAUCUAGCAGCUAAGCCCUUCGGCCCAUCCAGGACACCUUUUCAAUUCCCGUGGGGAGCUCUCCAGGAAAAGACGUAAGCGCUCGAUCAGCCGUCACGUGCGGGCCAAGCAUCCGUGAAAGUCCAUGAUGGAAGAGGAGAUCGUGGAGGACCAGGCCAAGCUGAAGCAGGGCCUGGUCACAGUGCUGCGUUGCGUGGCCACCAUCUCCUCGGCCGCCGCCGUGGUCAACCCCAUAUUCGGCGUGGCGGGCUCGCUGGUCCGCGUGGUGCUGCACCACAUCGACGACGAGGACAUCCGCACGCUCAAGCGCGAGUUCGGCUCGGUCAACCGGAAGCUGGACACGCUCUCGCAGAACAGCUGCAGGGCGCUGGUGGAGAUCCAGAAGAAGACGCUGGACGGGCAGUUCAGCCCCGUGGAGGAGAACCUGAAGAACCAGUUCAGGAAGUACAUGGAGCUCCUGGAGGCGCGGCCGCAGCACAGCGAGCGCAAGAAGGAGGACUUUAUAGAAAGCUACGCCAACGACCUGGGCGACCAGAACCUGCACACGCUCUACGACGGCGUGGUGGGCAAGCGCAAGCUCUUCAGCAAGCCCAUCCUGGAGGUCUACCUCAAGCACUCUGACUACAACCGCCGCACCAUGGAGCAACUGUGCACACGCCUCACCUAUCUCUUCUGCAUCGGCCUCAUCGCCCUCAUGGGCUACACCGCCGUCAUCGGCGACGACGACGUCAGCCUGAGCGAGGAGUGGGUGGACAACAUGGAGCGUGUUCAGGAGAAGAUGCAAGAGGCGCUCAGCAGGUGCCACUGACCACAUUCCACCAUCAGGUCUCUGUUACAACUUAGCCUUUGUCCCAUUCUAAUAAUGGAAGCCAAUCACGUUCUAGAACAGGCUUGUGGGCGUGUCCAUUUGACAUGUCACCAGUUCAUUAAGCAAUCUGGCCCUAACUUCAAUUGAAAUAUAAUUGCCACAAUGUUGUCGCCAUCUUGCAAAUCAGGUUAAUGACCAUGAAUUGUGCCUGCACAGUAUUUUAAUAUAUGACCCAAUCCAAACCACCUGGCCCAUAAUCUGAGACAAAAAGUCAACACAUAGUCACACAUAACACUGAACUUUGUGGAUAUGAUGACAAAUGUCAAAGUACCAGGCAUAAUUCAAAAUUACACCCAUUUAAAUCCCCCGCAAUGCAUGAUGGGAAAAAUGCAAAACGCUCUCUCCGCUUUUUAGCUGCUUGAUAUUUCUAAAUGAUUACAAAUCUUUAAGGUCGUCGGGUAGAAGUCAAACUUUCACAUACUCUUAAUGUCCAAUUAUAUAUCAAUUAUAUAUCCAUUACAUGUAUACGUAAAUAUUGUGUGUGUGUGUGUGUGUGUGCGUGUGUGUACACACUAGAGAUGCGCAGAUAGGCAAUUAUUUCAUCCGCAACCGCAUCAGAAAGUCGUCAACCAUCCGCCAUCCACCUGAUGUAACAUUUGAUCAGAACCGCACCCGCCCGCACCCGCCCGUUGUUAUAUAUCUAAUAUAGACGAUGCAAGGCAUUAGUGAGGUUAUAAAGCUUUUGCCUGUUAAAGAAAGGAGACUGAUCCAAUGCAGCACAGACAUUCGCGUGCCACGCUGUCACGACCCAGACGCACACCAGUGCGCAAUCAUAUGGGAGCCGCGCUGAGCGCACCUCCAAGCGCGUCUCGCUGCCGGCGACGGCCGGGUAUGGGCCCGACGCUCCAGCGCCAUCCAUUUUCAGGGCUAGUUGAUUCGGCAGGUGGGUUGUUACACACUCCUUAGCGGGUUCCGACGUCCAUGGCCACCGUCCUGCUGUCUAUAUCAACCAGGGUGAGCCCCACCCCUUUCGUGAGCGCACUGCAACCGCGGAGUCCGCGGAUAAUCCGCGGACUCCGCGGUUGUGCCCGCAAACCGCGCAUCUCUAGUACACACACACAAAUAUAUACAUGAGAUACUUUACACCCUUUUGGCCCCUGGCUAAAUUGUUUUAUCCCAAUGCGGGCCCCCAAGUCAAAAAGUUUGGACACCACUGAGCUAGAAGAAAACACCUGUUAGCUUCUGGUGGGGAUAUCAUCCAAAAUUCAGUCAAGUUAUUAUUCACUGUGCACUACAAACAAAGUCCAGUAUUAGACCCGCACUGAAAAGAAAAAAUAUCAAAUGAUUAAGUCGGAACAAAAUCAUGAUUUGAUGUCAAUGUAAUUGACUUUUUGCCUCAUGCCUCACCUGAAGAAUGCACAAAGACAGUGAUAUUCCAGGACUGCCUUGUUGUACAUCUGCACAUUGUUUUUGAAAGUGGUAAUAAUGAAAUGCAGAGGCAUUAUUUGCUGUCAUAACGCAACGAAAACAAGUUUGACACCCCUGCCUUAAUGUUUCAGUCACACGCAGGAUUCUCACAGGAAUGAGGCAGAAAACAAGCUUUCAAUUACGGUAACAAGUGAUGAUGUAAUCUUGUUAUUGUAGUUUUACUCCUUUGUUCCUUUCAGUGUGGCGCUAAUGCAAGUCAACAAGCACUAGAGGGCGUCAUGUCAUCCAGACAAUUGAUUGAUUGAAGUCAACAUGUACGUGACCACUAGAGGGCGUCAUGUCAUCCAGACGAUUGAUUGAUUGAAGUCAACAUGUACGUGACCACUAGAGGGCGUCAUGUCAUCCAGACAAACAUGAGGAUGUUUUCAUUCAAAGUCGCUAACUGUCUGCAGCGACACAUUAACACUAAACAGAGUUACACUACUUUCCACCAUCUUUGUGUUGGUCAAACACCACAUCAGCACUUUCUGCACAAUCAUGUUGCAUUUAUUUUUUUACAUAUAUUUUGAUGAAUCAGCAUUUGAUCUCAUGGGGGACUUAAAUAUGACAGUCUUUUUUUCUAUGUGCACUUAUUUUACACAUGCACUACAUUUUUUUUUUUUUUAGCAUUUUGGGUUUACAUUCAUUAGAUUUUAUUGUUUGUGCAAACAUGUAUUACUUCAUGUUGCCAUGGUAAAGGUGACCUUCCAACAUUUGUAUCGUGUCAGGUUCUGUUUGGCCCUUGAUGCUUGCUCAAAAAGGUUCAUUAUGUCUUCUUUAUGCUUGUUUUGAAGCGCUGCUUGAAAUAAAUACCAACGCUACUGA